UGGCCAAACGCAGUAGUACGGUGUCAUCCCCGUUGUGGGUUACAUUGGGUGCUGUCUGUCGAUGACGCUACCUUUAUUUCCCCACGAAGAAGUCGCAUGUUGAACCUCGUGAAGCGGGAAGUAAGCGACUUCUCGCAAAAAUGGACUGGGGUCAAAGUGAGCUGCUGUCUCCGGUGGUCCGAGAAGACGUGGUGACAGUCGCUGGGCGUCGAAUGAAGAAGGUGGCAUUCCCCUCACCGGGCACCGGUCAUGUUGGCGCUUCCAUGGUAACGCCGGCGCGCUCCACAUUGAAGAACACGCCUGCCUCACUUUUCAGACAAGCUGUAACUCCCAGGGUUCCCGACGUCUCCGCCAUAUGGGCUCACGCGGGCCAAACUCCUCACUCCGCACACACGCGGAGGACCACGCUCGGCAGUCUGAAUUUGGAUGACAGCGACUGGACUAACAGCUUGUACGCGUCGCCCGUGGCGGCUCUGGGGGACAGCAGCUUCGUCGCGGAGGACGUCGGCCACCUCGGCUCGGCCCUGCUCAAGGACGACGAACCCGGAGAGGCCGCGGCGGCCAGUCUCUUCCCUGAUUUCCUGGCGUCCUUUUUGAAACACUCCUCGUCUGGCAUAUUUGAGCUGCUGGAGGAUUACCAGAGCCUCUGCCAGGACAAGGUGGACGUGCUCCAGUCGGUGGUGCUGCGAGCGGGUCCGGGCAGCAAGACGGCGGGAGUGCGCUGGCUACUGCAGCAGGAGAGCCACACCUGGAGACUCAUCUCCUCGCUGUACAGGGAUCGCGUCCAGUCGGCGCCGGAAGAUGACAUGGCGGUCGACGUGGCAUUUCCCAACGAAAGUGAGAAAACGGUGGUGGAGCAUCUCUUCCAGCGCGACGCCACGGUCCGUCAAAGUCAGUUGGUCGUCGAUUGGCUGGAGAGCAUCGCCCAGGAUCACAUGGCAGACUUUUCCGACAACAUUGAAUAUUACUCCAAAAGCGUCUGCUGGGAGAACACGCUGCACUCACUGAAGCUGAGGCGCAAGAGCGGGAACGUCUUCACCGUCCCCCUGGUCACUGAGCUGGACCCAGACGCCCCCCUCCGCCAGCAGCGACCCCUGGCAGACCUGGACCGGGAGGACGACGCCCGUCUGCUGAAGAACCUGUUCUCGCUCAUUCGGGCCGGCAUGACCGAGGAGGCCCAGAGGCUGUGCACACGCUGCGGUCAGGCCUGGCGAGCGGCCACUCUGGAAGGCUGGAAGCUCUACCACGAUCCCAACAUCAACUCAGGCAGUGCCGAGUUGCGCCCGGUGGAAGGGAACCCUCAAAGAGGCAUCUGGAAGGCCUGCACCUGGAGGAUGGCUGCGGAGGAGCAGCUAAACCGAUACGAGCGAGCCAUCUAUGCCAGUCUGAGUGGAAAUCUUAAACCAGUGCUGGCUGUGUGUGAAUCGUGGGAGGACUGCGUGUGGGCGUACUUCAAGGUGAUGGUGGACACACUGGUGGAGAAGCACCUGAUCUCUUCAGGGAUGGCCCACCAGGAAGUCGAGACGCUGCCACGGGAAUACCUGGAAGCCAACUGGACGCUGGAAAAGGUGUUUGAGGAGCUCCAGGCAUCGGAGUCAAAGAGGGUCUUGGAGGAGACGCAACAGCACUACCAUGUCAUUCAGAAGUUCAUCAUCCUGGGAGACCUGGACGGUCUUCUGGAGGAGUUCCGCGACUGGCUGACGGCCCCCAAGGCUCUCCCGUCGCACCUGCUGCGUUUCGUGACUCACCUGCUGCUCUUUUUCCGCUCCAUGGGUUUGGCCCUGAAGGAGGACGCAUGCGUGGAGGUGCUGAAGGCCUACGUGAACCUGCUGGUUGCGGACCGGCAGACAAACCUGGUGGCCAGCUACGCCAGUCAGCUGCCGGCCGACCUGGCCACCGCUCACUACGCCGCCUUCCUGGAGACCAUCAGCCAGCCGGAGGUCCGGCCGCGCUGCUUGCAGCUCGCCGCCGAAGCCGGUUUGGAUGUGGCCGCUGUGACCAAACUGGUGGUGGAGACCGUGCGGGAGCGAGACGACGGCCAGUUCACGCCUCACGUCCAGGUCCCGGAGACGGGAACCACAAAGGACGACGAAAAGAAGAUCGACGUCAUCGACUGGCUUCUGUUUGAGCCGGCCCACCGAGCCGAGGCUCUCAAGCAGUCCAACGCCAUCAUGAGGAGAUUCCUGGCUCUAGAGAAACAUGACGCGGCCAAGACGGUCUUCUCCAAAGUUCCUGAGGAUUCCAUGAGAGAAAUCUACUGCCAGUGGUCGGGACUCGGCCAGACGUCGCCUCUGCCCGCCGAGGACGACAACGCCAUCAGAGAGCAUCUGUGCAUCAGAGCCUACCUGGAAGCCCACGAAGCCUUCGCCGACUGGUUCACCCACAGUAGCGCCGUCCCCCGGAAGCCCACACCUGCCCCCGAAGCCAAAUUUACAGAGCGAGUAGCCAAUGAGAUGAGAGAGAAAGAGUACCAGGCGGCGCUGUCGGCCUGGUCCGGGCGCCUGGACGUCCUGGCCGAAGACGUGAAGGAGAGAAUCUACAACGUGCUCCUGUUUGUUGACGGCGGUUGGAUGGUGGACAACGCGCAGGAUCCGGAGCCGGACGCGGAACGCGCCCACCAAAUGUCGGCGCUGCGCUCGCUGUGUUUGCCUCGCCUCAGCUUCCUGCUGCUCAGCGUGCUACAGAGCUCCUCCAGACACCAGGAGGCGCUGCGGCUCGCCGACAUCAUCUCCUCCGACCAGCAUCGCCUCUACCAGGUGUUUUCCAAGGAGGAGCUGAGACGCUUCCUUUCGAAGUUGAGGGAGUCGUCCCUGGCGCUAUUGGACCAGGGACUCGACCCGCUCGGCUACGAGCUGCAGCCAUGAGGGCCUCUGCGUUGGGUGUCUUUGUUUAUAUUUUCUGAAUAAAAAAAGUGUUUUCUG
Messenger RNA from Syngnathus typhle (broad-nosed pipefish), 2921 nucleotides. RefSeq names its product nucleoporin 107 (gene nup107). NCBI's taxonomy places the organism in Eukaryota, Metazoa, Chordata, Actinopteri, Syngnathiformes, Syngnathidae. The record is from RefSeq and is a predicted model, not a curated record. The transcript is spliced from 27 exons. Gene Ontology annotation, molecular function: structural constituent of nuclear pore. Bases 141 to 2864 code for a protein of 907 amino acids. Gene Ontology annotation, biological process: mRNA export from nucleus; protein import into nucleus; post-transcriptional tethering of RNA polymerase II gene DNA at nuclear periphery. Gene Ontology annotation, cellular component: nuclear pore; nuclear pore outer ring.